UCUUUUUUGUACAAGUUCCCCACCCUCAAUCUCUGUUAAAGAAGAAAAAGUUGAAGCCUCUUCAACAAAGCAGACCACUGUAUCUUCAAUGCUGCGCUGCUCAGAAGCUCAAACCCCUCUGGCCAUUUUGAUUCAAUUAUUGCCUGAAAUUAGUUCAGUCUGAGAUUUCACAGAUUUUCUUGCCAUGGCAGCUCAAAAGCAGUAUCUGCAUGAGCUUCUGAGAGAAGACCAACAGCCUUUCCACCUCAAGAGUUACAUUUCUGACAGGAAAAGUCAGCUCACGUUGAUGAGAGAUGACAGACUUGUUCAUGUCGGAAGAAGGAAAUCGUUUGUUGAAACUUUAACUUGGAAGCAGAUUCUGUGUAAACGUGGUUGUUUAUUCUCCUUCCGAGGCUCGCCGGAGGUGGGUUUUCCGUCGCCGGCGUCGGCCAAGACCCAGAACGAGAGAGUUUUGCUUCACGUUCCGGCAAGGACGGCGGCUCUGCUCCUGGAGGCGGCGAUGAGGAUUCAGGGGCCGGGUAAACUUGAUACCCGGAUCAAGAAUUGCGGGUUAGGAUUUUUUGGAUCGGUUUUGAAGAGAUUAAAGGAGCAGAAUAACAAGAAGAAAAUGCGUGAGAUUAAGAAGAUUGCAGAGCAACAUGAACUGGGAUUUCCCUGCGCUUAUAAUCACAGACGCCGCCGCCGGCUAAGCAAUGCCGGCUGGUCUGAUGAGAGCAACGACGACGAAAAGUCUUUGGAUUUGGAUUUGGAGGCUUCUAGUAGCUUCCGCUCCGAGGAUUUUGAAGAAAUUGCUGACAGCUCUUUCCGGUUUUCCCUCCAUAGAUGUCCAUCUUCCGGUCACCAGACGCCGGAAUUCUCAUCUCCGGCGGCUUCUCCAGGUCUUCACAGAAGACAGGAAAAAGAAAAUUGUGAAGAUGAAGACCUGGAAAAGGCGGCUAAACAAAAAGAAAAAGAUAACAAGGAACAAUGUAGUCCAGUUUCUGUAUUGGACCACUCGUUUGAAGAUGAUAAUUUCAAAGCAGACGAGGCAGACAAAGACGAUCGCAAUCCUGAAUGUAACUAUUCCACGUUACAAAAAGCACAACAAGAGCUCUUAUACAAGCUCCAUAGAUUCGAGCAACUGGCUGAGUUCGAUCCCAUUGAACUCGAGAAACUAAUGUUCGAAGAAGAUGUGAAGGAGAGGGUGAUAUGUUGCAGAGAUGGAGAGAUUAAUCUAUACAUGAAAGUGCAAGUUUCAUGCCAGAGAUCAGAGGAGAAUACAGAGAUCAAUGAUGACUUGAAUAAUCGCAAAGUGGUGUUUGGAAAAGUAUAUAACAGAGUAGAUUUCUGCAGAAUGGAGUUUGAAGAGUGGAAGAAUUAUUGUCGCCACCAGCAAGCCGAGGAAAUUGCAAUGGAGAUUGAGGUUGUCAUGUUUGGUGUAUUGGUAGAGGAAUUAUCACAAGAAUUAAGUGGAAGUUAAAUUAUAUUUUUGCUUAAUCUUCAUUUCUAA
Messenger RNA from Ipomoea nil (Japanese morning glory), 1489 nucleotides. RefSeq lists its product as uncharacterized. The record is from RefSeq and is a predicted model, not a curated record. Lineage: Eukaryota; Viridiplantae; Streptophyta; Magnoliopsida; Solanales; Convolvulaceae. The transcript is spliced from 3 exons. The coding region runs from base 185 to 1459 and encodes 424 amino acids.